AGGCCCGGGCGCCGCGGGUGGGUGGGUGUGUGCGGGCCGCGCAGGGCGCCCUUGUGCGGGGCCAUGGAGCCUCCGGCCCCGGGGGCCGCCCCGGCCUCCCCGUCCUCGUCGUCGUCGUCGUCGUCGUCGUCGUCGUCGUCGUGGUGGUGGUCCUCCUCCCGCUCGGGAUCGGGGCCGGGGGCGGCGGGGGGCGCGGGGGAGCUGGCGGCCGAGCGGGAGGCGGAGGAGAGCCACCGGCAGGACAGCGCCAGCCUGCUCACCUUCAUCCUGCUGCUCACCCUCACCAUCCUCACCAUCUGGCUCUUCAAGCACCGCCGCGCCCGCUUCCUCCACGAGACCGGACUCGCCAUGAUCUACGGCCUGAUCGUCGGGGUGAUCCUGAGGUACGGAUUUCCGGCCAGCGGGAGCCGGGAGCAGCCCCUGGCCUGCUCUCCCGGGGCCCGGCCCUUCACCACGCUGCUCGUCAACGUCAGCGGGAAAUUCUUCGAGUACACCCUGAAGGGCGAGAUCAGCCUCGGGAAGAUCAACAACGUGGAGCAGAACGACAUGCUGAGGAAGGUCACUUUCGAUCCCGAGGUCUUUUUCAACAUCCUGUUGCCUCCCAUUAUUUUCCACGCCGGAUACAGUUUAAAGAAGAGACACUUUUUUCGCAACCUGGGAUCUAUUCUGGCUUACGCCUUCCUGGGCACCGCGGUCUCCUGUUUCAUCAUUGGGAACCUCAUGUAUGGCGUGGUGAAACUGAUGAAGCUGGUGGGACAGCUCUCCGAGAAGUUUUACUACACCGACUGCCUCUUGUUCGGAGCCGUGAUCUCCGCCACCGAUCCAGUGACGGUGUUGGCGAUAUUUAACGAGCUACACGCCGACGUCGAUCUCUACGCCCUGCUGUUCGGAGAGAGCGUGCUGAACGACGCCGUGGCCAUCGUGUUGUCUUCGUCGAUCGUCGCCUACCAGCCCGCGGGGGAGAAUUCCCACGCCUUCGACGCCGCCGCCUUCUUCAAAUCGGUGGGCGUGUUCCUGGGCAUCUUCAGCGGCUCCUUCGCCAUGGGGGCCGUGACCGGCGUCGGGACCGCCCUGGUGACCAAGUUUACCAAGCUGCACUGCUUCCCCUUGCUGGAAACGGCUCUCUUCUUCCUCAUGUCCUGGAGCACCUUCCUGCUGGCCGAAGCCUGCGGAUUCACAGGCGUCGUAGCCGUGCUCUUCUGUGGAAUCACCCAGGCCCAUUACACCUUCAACAACCUGUCGGCGGAAUCCAGGAGCCGGACCAAGCAGCUCUUCGAGGUGCUGCACUUCCUGGCGGAGAACUUCAUCUUUUCCUACAUGGGCUUAGCCCUCUUCACCUUCCAGAAGCACAUUUUCAGCCCCAUCUUCGUCAUCGGAGCAUUCGUGGCCAUCUUCCUCGGUCGAGCGGCACACAUCUACCCUCUCUCCUUCUUUCUCAACCUGGGCCGCAGGCAGAAGAUCGGCUGGAAUUUUCAGCACAUGAUGAUGUUCUCAGGCCUCCGGGGAGCGAUGGCCUUCGCCCUGGCGAUCCGCGAGACGGCCACGUACUCCCACCGGAUGAUCUUCUCCACCACCCUGCUCGUCGUCUUCUUCACCGUCUGGGUCGUCGGCGGGGGGACGACCCCCAUGCUCUCGUGGCUGAACAUCAGAGUCGGCGUCCGGAAUACGUCGAGCGAGGAUCCGAGCGGCAGCCGCUGGCGGUACCUCAGAGUCGGAGUGGAUCCGGACGAGGACCCGCCGCCGAGCCACGACAGCUUCCAAGUCUUACAGGGGGACGGGGCCGAAUCGGGAAGCGGAAACCGGACGAAGCAGGAGAGCGCCUGGAUCUUCCGUCUGUGGUACGGCUUUGACCACAAUUACCUGAAGCCUAUUCUCACGCACAGCGGCCCGCCGCUAACCGCCACCCUCCCGAGCUGGUGUGGCUUGAUCGCCCGUUGCCUGACCAGCCCCCGGGUUUACGAGAACCGGGAGCAGCCGAGGGACGGGGACGCGGACCUGAUCCUCAACGACGGGGACCUCACCCUGACCUACGGCGACGUCGCGGCCAACGGCUCCUCCGCCCCCGCCGGCCCGGCCGGCCCGGGCUCCGAGGAGGGGGAGGCCCCGGGGGCCGGCGGGCCCGGGGGUCGGGCCCGGGGGACCCGGCUGGUCUUUCCCCUGGAGGACAACGCGUGACGCGGCCGGCCCGGAGCCGGCGGGGCCGUGGGGGGACGGGGCGGGCGGGGAGGGACCCACCGGUCGGCUCUCCUUCGGCCCGGGGCCUCCCGGUCCACCUCUUCGCCCUUCCUUUCCCGUUCAAGAUGCCGCCGGGGGGUUGGUGGGGGGGUCCGACCUGCUCCCGGCGUCAGUCCCGGCCGAUUCGAGACGCGGCGGCGGC
Ornithorhynchus anatinus (platypus) is the source of this 2377-nucleotide messenger RNA. RefSeq names its product solute carrier family 9 member A7 (gene SLC9A7). Gene Ontology annotation, cellular component: membrane; recycling endosome. Bases 64 to 2175 code for a protein of 703 amino acids. The record is from RefSeq and is a predicted model, not a curated record. The transcript has 17 exons. NCBI's taxonomy places the organism in Eukaryota, Metazoa, Chordata, Mammalia, Monotremata, Ornithorhynchidae. Gene Ontology annotation, biological process: regulation of pH; sodium ion transport; proton transmembrane transport. Gene Ontology annotation, molecular function: sodium:proton antiporter activity.